Molecule: messenger RNA, 16059 nt
Organism: Plasmodium coatneyi
Lineage: Eukaryota; Apicomplexa; Aconoidasida; Haemosporida; Plasmodiidae
Exons: 1
Coding region: 1-16059 (5352 amino acids)
Source: RefSeq, a predicted model, not a curated record
AUGGAACACAAUAACAUCGUAAACGAAGUUGUUAAGCUGAAAACGGAGCUGAAAAAUGCAUUGGUAGAAAAUGGAGAGCUGAAGAAGAGGCACCAUGAAGACACGGAAAGGAUGAACUUAGUAUCGCUGAAAAACGCCACUCUGUUGAGUGAGAUAGGGAACGAGAAGAAAAUGCUGCAAUUGGAGUUCAAUAACUACAAAGAGGAGUCUGUAAAGGACAUAAAGAGGCUACAGGAAGAGCUAGACAAAAACGUAAUUAUGCUAAAUUGUUUGAAGGACGAAAUUCUUUUCAAGGAAGAGGAACUGAAAAAGGCGGAAAUAAUUGAGAAGCUAUACAAGGAGGAGAGCCAACUGAAUCAGGAAAAAGAUAGGAAGAUUAAAGAUUUGGAAGACAUGCUAACACGGAAGGAUGUACCUUCAAAGGAAGACCAAACGACUGGUGGGAAUCCCGAAGUCGAGCAAAAGAACGAAGAAUUGAAGGCGUUAAAUAAAAAAUAUGAACAGCUAAAAAAAACAAACAACGAAAUUGAGAGGAAAAUAUAUUUCCUAAAGGAAGAAGUGGAUUAUUACAAAAACAAUGAGAACAGUUUUAUAAUGCAAAAUAUUUUUAAUGCGGAGAAUAAUUUAGACGAUUCGACGUGCAAAAAGUAUCUUUUAAAAAUAUCAGUCCUGUACAACGCUUUAUACAAAAUUGUCGUGUAUGAUCAGAAGAGUCUAUACGAAAAAGACAAAAUGAUUUACUCCCUGGAGAAGGAAAACACCCAUUUUUUGAAAAAAUUCAUUGCAGAUGAAAUGUACUGUCUUUACCUCAAGGAUUGUAUCAGUAAAAUAAAUUUGACUUACCAAAUAGAUCUGCACAAACAGGAGAAAAAAUACAUGCUACUGAACUCAGAGUACGAUGAGCUAUACAAUAAGUUUCUUCAGGAAAAGAACGAGAAUUGCCUACUCAACGAAAAAUAUGAUAAAAUUAUUUUCAAUCAGAAAAAAGAAAUUAAUAACUUGAAGAGCCAUAUAUCCGUACAGAAUAAGGAUAAAGAAAUUCUCACCAAGUAUAUUGACAACUAUAUCACUUAUAUAGAAAAUUCAUAUGAGAAGUAUUGCCUUCUCAAUACAGAGUAUAAAAAUUUAGAAGAGCUAGUCAAAGACUUGGAGGAAAAAAAUAAAAACUUGAUGAUUCUUGUUAAUGGGAUAAAUGCAGACAUGGAAAAGGAUCCUUCCAAGGGGACUGAACUGAACAAUGAGAAUAGAGCAAAACAUAAAAGGAACACCAUAACGAUGGACAUUGAUCAUAUGAAGUUAAUCAAAAAUGAUAUAAAAGAUAAGGACAUAAAAAUUAUAGAACUGGAGAGCAAAAAUAUGGAACUUGAAAAGACGAUUGACAAGCUUAACGAAGAACUGGUCAAGAACAGAAGAACAGAGUACGAGGAAAGCGAGUCCUCCAAAAUUAAAGACCUCUGCUUCGAUUUGAAGGAUAUCUGCUCCAAACUGGAAUUGGAAGUGAAGGAGAAAAAUUACAUCAUAGAGGAACUCACCGAAAAGUUAACUCAAGCAGAGAAAAAAAGCAAGGAUAAUCAAGUCAUCUUAGAAUUGUCCGAAUUUAGAAUACAAAAUUUUAAUGAUAAUAUGAAAUAUUACCAAGAGAAAGUGGCUGAAUUGGGUGAAAAACUGCAAAAGAAGGAAGCUGAAGUGGCUAUCAUUCACGAGUAUAAUGAACGGUUAAAGGAGGAGAAAGAAAAAAUGACCUAUGAGCAUGUCAAACUGAUGGACCGGCUGAACGAACUACAACACGAAAAUGAUCAUCUAAGGAAUGAAGUAAUCUUCCUAAGGAAGGAAGCAUCCUUGAGUAAUAAUCACCCUGCUGGGAAGGACAAGGCUAACCCAAGUAACAACCGCCUUAUCAGUGCAGCCCUAGUGGUGGAUGACAACUCCUACGUGAAUGAAAAAUCCACGACUCACAACGAUGAGCGAAGCGAUCCGCAUUCUGAAAACGAACAGAAGGAAGAAUCAAACGGCAGCAUGUAUAAAGGCAUUUUCAAAUUUAUACAACCUAAGAAGAACACCUAUGAGGACAAAGACCAACUAGGGUUAAGAGUAAACAAACUGACCGAUGAAAAUCUGCUCCUCAUUAAGGAGAAUGAAGAAAUUUUUGAUAAACUUCAAACGGUGUCCAGCGAAAAUGUCAAAUUAAAGAACGAUUGUAUGUACUUCAAAGCGGAUGCAGAAAAGUCGCUCUUCUAUCUGGAGUAUGAAAAAAAGGAAAAGCUAAAAUAUAAAUUAUUGCUGAGGCAGAAUAAACGAAAAGGAAAAGAGCUCAAGAGAACAUUUAACAAAAUGAUGGGCACUAUGAAGGAUCUAGUUAUAAGUGUAAAAAGAAUUGACAAGGAAAAUAAAAAAAAUGAUAUGAACAACUCCUUCUUUAUAUCCUCUUCGUCUGAAAAUAAUUCCAAUGAAGAACUCCUCUCAGAUAACGACAACACAAACACGCAGUUAAUGGUGUCUUCUGUGGGGAAGUCUAAAAAGAGUUUCAACAACACCAGUGUCGACGGUAAGCAUAGCUUUUACAGCAGAUCGACCAAGGUUCCUAAAACCUCAGAAAAUGAAAACGUGUGCGGAGAAAGAGAAUCCCAUGGCAGGAGAACACACCACACACAUAAGAACGAGAGAAAAUACCCCAAGAGGUAUAUGAAAAUACGAAUGCACAGGUUCUCCAUUUGCAGCAACUUUAAGAUAAACGUGGACAAGUAUAAGAAGGCGUGUAAGGAGGCGGAGGACGGCGCCAUUUCCUUCCUGAAGGAUACUGGCAGUGCCGACCUUCACUCGUUGGCAGUUCAGCCGAGAAACGCCAAAGGGAUAGAUACGUUUUACUCCAUCCCGAACAGCACCGACUCGAAGGUAAUAAACGUAUCACAGGAGGAGAGAAAGAAAAAGAAGAGAAAGGCGAACAGUUUUUCUAUAUUUCAGACUUCCAAAAUGAUCAACGAUCUUAACUACAUUAGAAGGAAGUAUGAUUCAAAAGUGAAGGAAACAUUAACCAUGCAAAAGAAAUUGAUGGAAAAUGAGAAGGAGCUGAAUGGCACCAAUAUAAAGUACGAAAAUCUGCUGAACGAACACGAUUCUCUCAUUUCGCAGAUUAAGGAAAGGACGGAAAAGCUAGUCAACAUAGAAAAAAAUUACAACCUCCUAUUUGAAAAAUACAGCGAAACACAGGAUGAAAUGAAGAUGCAUGAAAAGAAGACGCAGGAAAUUUUUAACGAGUGUAACGAGUUAGUAGAAUACAUGAAAAAGAAGGAAAACAAAAUUAAAGAAUUCGAUGAACACUUAAAAAAAAUGGAAAUAAAGUACAAGGAGGAGAAGGAAAAAAAUGACAUCCUCACAAAGGAUAAUGUCUCUUUGGAUAAUUUAAAUGCCAAGUAUAAGGAAGAUAUCGAACUGUAUAGGAAAAAAUUGGAGAGCAUGCAGACUGAGUUAAAGUUGAGGCUGUCCAAAAUUGAUGAGUUGGAGUUAAUCCAGAAAAACUCCGAAAAUGAAAUGUUCUACUUAAAGUCAGCCACCUACAAAUAUGAAAUAAAUUUGAAGGAGGCCCAUGACGAAUUGAACAGAAUUAAUGAAGUCACUGUGAAGCUGCGCAAGGAAAUCAGCGAAAAGGAGGUUAAUCUAAACCUGUUAAAGGAGCAAAUCCUAAACAGGGACUACUUCCUUUACAGUAUAAACGAGUCACUAAAAAGGAAGGAAUACUUUUACAAAAACGUGAAACAAAGAGUUCAGGGAUUCAACAAAACCUUUAUAGAAUUGUGUGAAAGUUUCGAAAUGAGUGAAGUGAACAAGUUCAAUGAACUAUAUGAAGGCUUCGAAUAUAAUGAUGCCAGCUAUAAGAAGCAUAUGCUAAAUUUUCAGCUGCAUCAUAGGGAUAGAUUCGUAGACACCGUGGACGAUAUCGUCAAAACGGUGGAUGCGUUGAGCGAAUUUAACCUGAAGUAUGAACAAGAGAGAAAUGACAUGGCUAAUCGAAUUAAGGACCUGGAGAAUAAAUUAAAAAUGAAGAUGAACGAAAAUAACGAACUGUAUGAACAGUACGAGAGGAACAUGAAGAACGUCCUCCUCGAGCGAGACGAACGGGUGGAAGAUUGCCUCAUCCUCUCAGAAGACGUAAAAAAGAAGAAUCAAGAAAUACACACUCUUGUCAAAGAGUUGGAAGAGAAAAACGUCGAAUAUAAUGAAGUACAUAUGAAAUGCACCUUCCUCACCAAUGAGGUAAAAAAUUUAGAAGGCGCCAAAAUUCAUCUGAAGGAAAAGCUGAGGGAAAUCGAAUCAGAACAGGAAAAACAAAUUGACUUCCUCAAAAAGGAAAAUGAAUAUCUGAAGGAAGAUAUAGCUAGCAUCAAUAAGGUUAUUCACAAUCUGGACGAUGAAAUUGAAAAGCUAAAAGGAACAGUAGACAGAUUGAAACAGGAAAAGUAUGCCUAUGAAAAGGAGAUAGACAAACUGAGGGAACUUCUUGAAGAAGAAAAACGAUUUAAUGAUAUUUUGAAAGAAAACGAGCAAAACUUUAUUCAAGAAAUUAAGGAGGCACACAAGUAUGCUAUCAACAAGGAGGAAGAAGUCAACCUCCUAAAGUUGAACCACGAAUUAGAGAAAAAAAAAUACGUCGAUGAAAUUGAUCACUUAAAAAGUAAGAACAAAGAAAUACAGGAUUCUGUGAAAAACCAACUAAAAAUGGUCUCAGAUUUAGAGCUGCAAAUGCUGGAGUACAAAGUUCUUUUGGAUAAAAACACCAGCAUGAAAAUGCUAGUGCAAGAUUUGGAGAAUAAAAUUGAUGAACUGAUCAAAGACAAUGAAAAAUUGUGUAUCGAUCUGAAGAAGGAAAAACUUAUCAAUGAGGAGAAGGAAAAAAAUAUCGUAGCCCUAAGUGAGGACGUCAAAGUGUGCGAAACAAAAAUACACGAAAACGAAUCGUUGCUCCUCAAACUGAAAGACGAAAAGGAGCAGCUCAAUGAAGAAAUAUUCAUCCUUAAUGAUAUUAAAAAGAGCAAAGAUUCUAUUAUAGAAGAACUGGAGAAUAAUUUGAGAAAAGCUGUUUUCGGCGAUGUCAAACUGAACGAAAUGGAAAGGUCACAACUGCAACAUAAGGUAUUCACCGAGGAGGACCUCGGCAUUGCCAAAGAGGAGGUGGAAGAGCUAGAUUUUAACGACAUGGCCAAUUCCGCUAUGUGCAUUUUUAAUAAUAACGGGAAUCUGGGGCCAACCCUGAAUAGUAGUCAUAGGAAUAAUGCAGCCAAAAUGGUCGAGCUUAAAAAGUAUAGCCUCUUCUUGAAGGAAGAAAAUGACGCCAUGAAACAGGAGCUAAGAAAAAUGAAAGACAGGUCCUCAAUCGAUGAAAGGAAAAACGUAGAGAUGCAAAGAAUAAUCGAAAGGAGAGAUGAUAUUAUUAGAAAAAUGAACAAUGAAAUAGUUAUCUAUAAUGACAAAAUAAAAAACUUUGAGAAAGACACCAACCAACUUAACUCCGAACUGUACGCAGCGAAUGAACUCCUCGCCCUUCGAAGUGAUGAGUGUAAGGAGCUAAGCAUGGAGCUGUACGAGCUCACCGAUGUGAAGAAUAAGCUAAUGGUUCGAAAUGAAGUUCUCCAGAAACAGGUCGAUUUCUUCAAACAGGAGGUGGAGGAGAAGGCGGAGCUCCUAAACGACUUGGAUAUGAAGAAGACAGAAAACGACACCAAGGAGGGCGAGAAAAACGCCAUUAUUAGUGAAUACAACCGGACGUUAAAUAUGUAUUACAAAAUAUGCUCACGCAUUAUAUAUUACAAGAAGUACGUAGAGAAGGAGCUCGGCGGGGAAGGUGAAGGCGACUACGUGGGGAUUACCUCUAGUGAGGACGUACAGCAUAGCGUAGUACACAGCCCCCACGAGGACGAUUCGCCGCUGAUUCACUCGCUUCAGAGCGAACUUGCCAACCUGAACCCCUCCGAUACGAACGAAAUAUCCAGUUACAUCAGCGAAUUUCUCAAGUGCGUGCGGCUCCUCAUUUUUAAAAAGAGGGUAUUCGAGUCGAAACUGGAAAAUGCAGAGAAGAAAUACAACGACUUUAAGGAGAAGCUAAAGGAAGACAGAGACCUCAUAAGUGAUUUGAAACAAAGGCUAAGACAAAAUGAGGAACACCACCUGAAUAUGAGCAGACAGGAGAACCAAGACAGCCGAAAGUAUAACCCCCUCUGCGAAGAUGCAGAUUCCCUCUCCAUCAACUAUAAGGAGCUCAGCACAGACAUAAGAAAAAGCCAAAUCAGAAAUGAUCAAAUGGAGAGAAAAAAUAUGGUCCUCCUAAAAUGCGAAAAUGAAAAAUUGAAAGAAGAAAAUAAAUAUCUAAAUCAACAGAUAAACAGUUUGAUCAACCUGCAGAAUAGCAUGAACGAAAUGAAGAAAAGAAACGAGUAUGGAGAAAAGGAUGGAAUGCAAAAUGAGUACAUGUUCGUGGCGGAAAAUAAGUUCCUCAAAUUCGAGGUAGAAACAAUAACCAACGAACUAAACAUUGUAAAGAACAAAAAUGAAUAUCUGAAAAAGAAGGCGGACAAUUAUGAAGACAUAAUUGAUAGUUUGCAAAAAGAAAUCAUACACAUUUUGGAUAAGCAGAAGGAGUGCGAUGAGGAGUAUUACAAAAUGGAAACCGAGUUGGAUAAAAAGAAUGAACACAUUGAAGGUUUGAUGCAGAAGAGGAAAGAGGACCAACAACAAAUGGAAUUGGAGUACUCGAAGAGCCUAAAAUUGGAGAAGGAAUUUCUCGCCUUCACAGAUGACUUAUUCAAGAAGGAAUGCAAACUGAAGGAGUUGGAAGAAACGGUGAAGAAUCUAAACGACGAUAUUAAGGCACACAUUGUAGAAAAGGAGGAGUUAAAAAAUAUUGUAGAAAAUUUGAAAACAAAAUAUGGAACAUUUCAAGAUAAGUAUAACGACCUUUAUAACAUCUUUGAGAAGGAGAAGCAGGGGAAAUUCGACAUGGAGAAAAAGCAAGAUAGUGCACUACUAACAAAACUGAAAAAUUAUGAUGACAUUAUCUCGGAACUUCUAAAGGAGAAGGAAAAUUUACUAAACAAGUAUGAAGAAUUAAAGAGAGUGCAUGAUGAGAAGAUUAAGGUAGAAUCCCUUCUGCACAAAGAAAUCAAUGAACUCAGAAAGGGUAACGAAAAAUUGAGUGAACAGAAUAAUUCGUUGGUCGAAAAUGUUAACCAGUUGAUUAAACAGAAUGAGCAGUACAACAUCAAGUUAGUAGAUUUAGAUAAGGAGAAAUUUGACCUCUACAUGAAAUAUCUUAAAGUGUCUGAGGAGUUGAACAACGUUUCUGCGUCCCCUCUCCGUUCGAAUCACAGCGGAGUGGAUAAAAAUUUCGUGGAAAGUGGAAUUUCCAAUUCUCCCUUGUCUAGAGGGAACAGCCCCGUAGGUGAAUCGCAUGGAAAGAAAUCCAAAAAGGGCAUCUUUAACGAGUAUGAUCACACGAAGGGCCAGGACACGGAGCGACAAGACACAGAUCGCUUAAGUCAGGCGGGGGAACACCCUCAAAAUGAAAUCAUAAAUAAUCGGUAUAAGGAAAUCACCCACUUGGAAGCAGAAAACCGUGCCCUUAAGGAAAAGAUUAAUGAAUUGGAGCAACUGAACGGAGACAUAUUUAGCGACAAUAAGGUAUUAAUACAAAUGAUUGCCGAGGCAGACAAACGGGGAAGCGACCUAAAAAUUGCAGACAUAAAAAGUUUGAGGAACUACGAAAUUUUGAUGAAAGAAAACAAACAUGAAAAGGAAGAAAACGAACACUUGAAAAUGGAGAUAUAUAAUUUGAAGAACAAAAUCGAUCAGUAUAGUAUUAUGCUUAAUAAAAGGAGCCAAUAUGAGGAAACAAACAAGAGGGCCAAGAAUUACCUCUACUACUUAAAUGAUAAAAUCAAAGGGUUUAUAGAAAUCUUCAGCGAAAAGAACUUCAAUUAUGAAUACUUCAAAUCGGAACUGAAAAAAAUUAAGUCCACCAAUUUAAUGAUUAUUGAAGAAAAUUUCGAAAAUUUCAAGGAUGGUGGCUACUCCAGAAUAAGUACCCCAAGUAAGCACUCCCUGGAGGAAGACAACAAAAGUGUCAGCUCCAAAAUAAUUGUCAACUUUUUCACUGCAUACAAUGAUACGAGUAAAACCAACCAAGACGAUAUCAUCAUUAACAGAUUUGAACUGAAAAAAUUCUACAAAUGUAUCAUAAAAUUGAAGGAGGAUUAUCACAAGAAAUGCCUCCUGGCGGAUAACCAAAAGAACCUCAUUGAGGAAUUGAACAAGGAGAUCUUUAACUACUCCACGCAGAAUACGAACCUCCAAAAGGAUGAACUUGAACUGAAGAAAAAACUAACCCAACUGAUGAAUGAAAAUGCAGCCAACGUUGAAAAGUUUUCCAAACUGAAUGGUAAUUUGAUCAGCAGACUUAACGAUGAAAUCUCUAAGAACGAAAAGUUGAUAUCCGAUCUGAAUACACAGAAUGAGAUAAACAAAAACCAUCAGGAGAACCAAAAGAGGAUAGAAAAGGCGCUAAAUUUUAAACCUUUCACGAGUGAUGAUUUGUCCAAACAGGAUGAAGACAGCACGGAAAGAAAUUUACAAAAGAUUCAUAUCCUACUGGACGAAUAUGAAGAACUGGUGAGGAACAAUUCCAAGUUGCUAACAACCAGUGAUAAAGUGGCUGCGGAAAAUGACACCCUCAAAGAAGUCAUUACCAAAAUGGACAAAGAAAUUAACGACCUGACGAUGGAGCUGAAAGAGAAGAAAGAACAGCACAGUCAGGAAAAGUACAAAAAUGAGCAACUCGCACGUCGAGGUGCACACAAAUUGGACCAUGAACAGGGGGAACAUGGUAGGGAUACGCCCCAAAGUAAUGGAGAAGUCAUACAAGAAUAUGAAGCAAUUCUUCUCGCCAUUGAGAAGAAAAACUCCGAGUUGGAGAACCAUUGUGAGAGUUAUCAGAAACGUAAUGACGAACUCAGCGACAAGUACGACGCUUUGCUUAAGGAGUACAACGAGCUGAAGCGUUUUGUGAAAGAAAAGAAAAUUGAAUUCAAAUUAGCAGGGAAGAGAAGCCAAAAUGAUUAUGACGAUGGGGAUGUUUCCAAAAGUCAGGCCAGAGGCUCAGAAAAAACCACCUUAAAGGAGAGACAAUCGCCCAGUGGGUUCCUCACAGCAGAUGAAUUGGUAACCCUCAGCAAGCACGUAAAGGCCGUUGAGACGCUAAAUAGGGAUUUUCUAAAAAAUGAGGAACUGGAAGAAUUCAUAAUUUUAAUCAAACGAGACAUUGACAAAAUUUUGAGAGAGGAGUGCGGGCAUCGGGGCGAUAUGAAUGGCGAACAAGGGGCAGACCUUAUCAACGGACUUCUUACCCAAUUGAGCGAAAAAGAAAAGGAGGUAAAUAAUUACAAAGACGAGAUGUACAGCCUGCAGAUGCGACUAAAUAACAAGGAGGAAAUAAUUAACAAUUUGAAGUAUGCCUACGAAAAUGAGCUGAAGAGAAAAACGGAGUUGACCAAAACGCUGGAGGAGAAGGUGCAUGAAAGUGGCCUCACCAACCAAGCAGACAUACAAAACGAAGAAAUGUUUUUGAAAAUCCAAAACGGAUAUGAAGAACUGCUGAACGAGUAUAACCUCUCCCUAAAUACGCUUGAAGAAACGAAGGAAAAGCUAGAACUGCUAAGGAGCGAAAAAGACAAAAUGGAAAAGUUAAAAGAAUUAGAAAUGAACGAUAAAGAAUUUAUUAUCAAAAAGUUAGAACUAAUAAACACCCAACUUAAGGAUAAGGCAGAGGAGGUAAAAAAAUCCCUAAGUCAGGAACUUGAAAAGAAGGAAAACAUAAUAAAGGAUAAGGUAGACAUGCUUGACGAGUUGAAGAAUCAAGUCGAUUUUUUAAAAAAUGAAAAAAGCAAAAAUGGAAAGUACACCUCAGAGCUAGAAUUGCAGCUAGCCAAUUUGAACAACGAAAUGAACACACUGAAUAAUCUCCUUAAGGACUCUAAGGAAGAAAUCAACUUGAUAAAUUGCGCCUUGGAAGAAAAAGAAAAUGAAAUUACCGACUUGAGGAGCAAAUUAGAGGAUUACAUAAACCAAACGGAUGACACCACAAUGCAGAAUGAACCCCCACAAAUAAGGAGCAAGCGUAAUAGUAGCGUGUCAGAGAAGAGACGACAAAGCUUCCCAGGAAGCAGUGAACAAAUGAUGGAGAACGAAAUUAUUAAUGAGUUGAAGAGGAAAAGCCAAAUACAGACUAAUCAGCAUUAUCAAAAAUUGAACGAACUACGGAUUGAUCUGAAGAACUCCUUCGCAAGUUACAAUAAACUCAAAUUCGACAGUGAAAAAAAAAUUGAAGAUUACGAAGAAGAAGCAAAUAACUUAAAAUGCUACAUAAAAAAAAUUGAAGAGGAAAAUGAAAAAAAAGAUAAGAAAUAUGCUCUAAUCGAAAUUGCAAUCAAAGAAAUGGAUAAAGACUUGAUCAUCCUGAAAGCACAACUAGAAGAAAAGAGUCUCUACAUUAUAGAUCUUGAGAAGAACAUACAACGGUAUGAGACGGAUAUGCAGUUCCUCGGUGAAGACGCGAAAGUAGUGCACCACGUAAUUAUGACAUACGUCGAAUCGGAUGGAAAUGACAUUCACCAAUUGGCGAGCGAACUCAGCACCAAGACGAAGACGAACCAUUUCGUUUUUCUAAAAGACGUCAUGGUGAAGUUUUAUCAAAAAUUUAUUAACACGUCGAUGAAGCGAAAAGAACGCCGUAGUGACAGUCAUGAUGGGGAUGCCGUUUUGGAGAAGGAAAUCCUAACCUUGGAAGAGAAGCUGAGUAAAAUUCUUUUCGAAAAAAAUGGGUUAGAAAAUGAAGUACGGUUGGUUAAGCAAGAGCUAGACACGUUGCACGAGAAGAGGAGUGCCUGUGCAAAGGAGCUGAACGGGCUGAUGAAUGAACUGGACAAGCGGCAUGAUGAGCUGAGCCAGGCCAAGCAUAGAAUGGAAGAAAUAGAGAGGAGGGAAAAAAACCUACAUGAUAAGGAAAGCGAGCAUAUCAGAAAUGGAGAAGAAAUGAUGAAGCGAAUGAACGAACUAUCCAUUAAGGAAAACGAAAUAAUCAAGCAAACGAAAGAGCUAACCACCCGCGUGGAAGAACUAAACAACGAGAAGAUACACAUGGAAGAGCUGAAAAACGACCUGAUGAUCAAGUUCGAAAAGCUGUACAACGCGCAAAACGACAUAAAAAUUAAGGAAACAAAAUUAAAAAAAAUAUACGAGAAAUUGAAAAACCACAACAUUGUAGAAUUACUAGACAUUAACAACAAUGAUAGUUUUUUAAACACAUCCUCGACAAACAAUUUGAACAACUCUACGUCGCUAAAGAGAAUAAUUGAAAUGGAUAAUCUGGACAAUGAAAAUGGAAGCCUAAAUUUGGACUCACUCGAGUAUACCACCUACUUCAAGGAGUUUAAAAAAAGAAUCAAACAUUUGAAAAACGAUUUAAUGAAUAGGGAGAAAGACAUGGAGAUAUACAAAAAAACGCUCGAAAUUGAGAAAAAAGAAAAAGAAAUUUACAAAAUUGAGUUGGAAAAAUUAAAGGAACUUGUGCAGGUAGAACAAAUGAAUAGAAGAAAUCUGGACGAGGAGUUGGAGAAAUAUAAAAAUGAUGACUCCCAUUUUUUGAAGUCCCUAAAAGAAUCGGAGGAACAACUCAAUGAAAAAAAUAACACAAUUUUAGAACUGCAACAGAAGCUCAUUGAAACGUCCUACGAAAUGAGCUUGAUGGAUAAUAAGACCAAUAUUCUACAAGAAAAAAACAACGAAAGUGAAAAGAAAAUAGAGCAACUUAACGAUAUCAUCUCCAACUACGAGAAGGAAAUUAACGAACUGAAUAAGGAAAAGCUAAACAUUACCAGAAAGUCGAUCGAAAAAAUUAUAGAUGACGGGGAAGACAUCAAAAAGUUGAAAGACAAUUUGGAGGAUGCACAUCAGGUAAUGCUGCAGCUGAAGGAGAAAAAUGAGCACCUGCACAACGUUAAUACUGAACUGCAACAGGCCAAUAGGGACAUGCGAGCAGACAUUGAUAUACUGCUAUCUAAUAUUGAGGACAUAAACGAGGAAAAUAAAGUCAGCGAGCAGAAACUCAAACAGGGUGAAGACAGGUACGCUGAGCUUAAACGGGCUUACCAAGAAAAGGUACAGGAGGGCGAACAGAUGUACCACAUGUUGUCCUCCAAGGCGAAGAGGAAGUUGCACUUUGGAGGGCAAGCGGCGGACCACGAGGAAGGCAACCAAAGGGGAAGUCAAAUAGGUGGAGAAAUAAAUGGGGAAUUAUUCCCCCAAGAACGCCACUCACUGGACCAGUCCCCAGAUCAACCACGGAACCACGUUGCAACCCCCGAGUUGGAAGAAAAACACCUGCAUGCACUGAACGAAAAGAACGCAAUUAUCCAAUCGUUGAAGGAUAAACUGGCUCACUACACCGUGGAAAAUGGCAAAAAAGAAGAAGUCAUAAAAGAGUACAAAUCUCUGAUAGACGAAAUUUCAAGCAAAGUGCACAUAUUUGAAGACAACCUGCAGUUCCUUGUUAGAUUGAACGAGUUUGUACAUGAGAACAACUACUCAUACGAGCAGGUGCUAGUCAUUCUAGAAGAAUCUAUGUUGUACAGAAAAAUAUUAAAUAAGGUACUGCUGGAAAAUCAAUUUUACAGACAAAUUUCUCAAAUUAAGGAAUACCUCUUUGAUGUAAUAAAAAAGAACACGUCGAACACAAGGGGAACGCUAAAAUUGAGUCUUCUGGAGAGGAGGAACUCGAAGAAGGAGAGCGGCUUGAGCAAUUCAAACAAUGGUGCAUACAUGAGCGAGAAUAUUCACUCCUCACACGAGAAUGAUUCCCUCGUGGAUAACGUGGAGUACAUCCUAAGAGCAGUCGAUAGUGACUUUACCAAUUUCGAAAAUGUGUGUGACGAUAUUUGCCAUUUGCUGAAAAAGGAAGAGUGGCAAAGUUUGUGUAAAAAAAUAAACAUCCUCGAGUUCAGCUUUAACAAUGUGGUUAACAAUAUUACCAAGGAAAUUGAAAAGGUUAGCAAGAAGUUCAACGAGAAGGGAGAAUUGAGGAAGAGCCUCAAAGUGAUGAAGAAGAAGUUUAAUUCGCUGUCCAACGAUUUUCUAAAAAGUGUAAAAGAGAUGGACAAUCUGAACAUGCUCCUUUCGAAGGAGUCCGAAAAGAACCAAUUGCUGCAGACACAGAACGAUGAACUGAAGCAGCUGUACGAUAAGUUAAAUGACGACUACAACGAUAAAUUGGUAUUUAUCCAGGAGCAGGAGUAUGAAGUGAAGAACUUGAGAGAGCAACUAAUGGAAAAGAAUGAACAUAGUACAAAAGCAAAACAAAUGAACGAGUUCCUCAAAACGGACUUGAGUUAUCUAAAUACGUCCCUUGAUCAGGCGGCCCAAAACUUAAACGAACUGAACAAUGAAAAUGUGAAAAACAAAAGGAGGGUAAUCGAACUGACGGAGGAAAAUACCUACUUGAAGAACCAAGUGGAGGAUAAAUCACACGUUAUAGAGCACUUGGAAAUUGAUCUGGAGUCGAAGAAUCAUGUGAUCAAUGAGUUGAAGGAGUUCAACGAAAUGCUCAUUAAAAAAGUUGAGGGGGGCAACUCCAAUAAGGAGGAUGGCCGCCCCGAUGAUGCCCGAAAUAGAGACAGCCGCCACGAGACUUCCAGCAGCGCAAAAAUCACAAACAACAGUGGCAGGAACAAGGAUGCACAUGCGAGCGAGUCCUACGAGGAAAUAAAUAAAAAGGAGCUACUCAUCAUAAUUAGCAAAUUAGAGAAUGAUAAUAACAUACUGAAUGAAGAGUUAGAAAUUUUUAAAAAUAAUUUUAACGCAUUGAAGGAGAAGAAGGAACAGUUGGAGGACGUCAUUAACAGCAACGACUUGGCCUUGAACAGGAGGGAAAUAGAACUUAACGAUGCUAUUAUUGAAAAGGAGAAAAUGCUGGAAGAAACCGGCAGGUACAAAACAAAGUGCAUACAAAUUAUAGACAUAUGCUUUAAUAAAGAUUUCAAUAUAGUAGACAUAAGGGAGAAAAUUGUAGCCAUCUUCGAAAAUGAAGAUGAAGAGAUUGAAGAAAUUAUCAACUGCCAUAAGAGGCUGCUCUACCACAAUGACAGUACCCACCGAGGGACCCAACCGGGGAAUGCGAACAAAAGGAGCAGCACGAAAUGUGGCGACAAAUCGACAGAACUGCAAGAUGAAGACAGAAUAACAAUAAUCGAACAGGAGAAAAUCCUACAUAUUGAAGAAAUGAGCAAAAAAAAUGAAGAGCUAAUAAAAAAAAAUGAGGAAAUUUGGAAAAUGAACAAAUACAUUGAAGACUUAAACAAAGAAAUUACCAACAAGAAUUAUAUCAUCAUUAAGCAUCAGCAAGAUGUGGAGGAUAAAAAUGACAUGCUGGAACAGAACCAACAGUAUAUUCAAUUUUUGAAGGAUCAAAUAAAAUUGCUAUGCAAUAAUAUUGAUGAAAAUAACUUGUUCGAUAUUAAUAACGUGAAUUUGUCACCCACGCUUAGGAGCUUCAUAAAGAGGAAGAGCCUCAACGCGAGAUUAUCCUCUAUUGACCGUUCGGAGAAGAAGGGAGGAAGCUUCCGCGAAGUGGGGAACAACAGUCGCUCGAACGAGGAGGCCUUCAAACAAAGUGACAACUUCGACCUAAGCAGGAAGAAGCGUCUGUCUGAAUUGAACAGCCAGGAAAUGUACAACUUCUACGAUGAAAACGAAGUCAAGCUGGAGGAAAUGAAUUUAAAAAUGGAUGAACUGACUGACAAGUUGAAAGUUGCUGAAGACCAGGUGGAACUGCUAAAGGGGGAAAACAACGAAUUGGUGGAGAAGUGUGAAUUUUUAAAGAAGGAACUAAAAUACACACAAGGCACAAAACGUAAUUUAAUGCUCUGCGAAAGUAGGCUAAACAUACUAGAAAAAGAACUGCAGGAGAAACAAAAAAAACUGGAUGCACAAAACAAGACCGUAAAUGAAUGCGUCGAUAUGUACGUGGAGGAGAAUUCCGAAAAUUUCAACAAAAUUUUGGAACUCAAAAAGGACAAUGAAAAGUACAAAAUCGAAGUUAAUAUUCUCAAUGAAGAAAUAGCCAAACUGAAAAGCCAAGUCAGUACCUACAAAAAUGACAUCAAAAAUAUAAGCUCCACUUUAGAUUUUUACAAAUCCACACACGACGAAUUAGUAAAUGAAUUCAGCAAGGAAGAAACCACAAAUGUGUACUACAAAAAGUUAUGCGAAUUCUUAAAAAAGGAAAAUGAACAUGUGAAGGAAAAUUUGCAAACGGAGGAAGAAAACAAAGAACAACUCAUAACAAGUAUGAACGAAAUACGGGAACAGCUAAACAACUGCAUAAAAGAGAACUACGAAAUUACGCUGGACUUGGAGUUCCUACAAAUGCAAAAUGGAAUACUAAAGGAUAGCUGCAGGUAUUACAAAGAAAGGGAAGACCUUUUCAUAAGUAACUUAAAUGACAAGGACACCAAUUUGAACAUGGUGGAAAAUUUUAAAGAAGAAAAUUUAAAAGAAUUUAUCAAAAAGCUGAAAGACGAAAUACACAAUUUGGAGGACGACAUUUCGGAGAAAACGAAAACCAUUAUUUCGUUGAAGUACCAAAUCAAGGAACACCAUUUUGAAAGCAUCUCAAAAAGUGGAGCUCAACUUGAGCAUAAAAAUAAUGUCCAAGAAAUUGUAAACUUGAAUAAUAUGGCUUAUGUCCAAAGUAGUUUAUUUAUUUAUAUUAAUUUAUUCAAAAGUAUUCUUUUCAUUAUAAGUGAAAUUCUGUUCUUCGCCGACCCUACGAAUAGCCUCUAUGUGGAAAUUUUGACUCUUUUAAAGUUAAGGGUGGGAAAGCAAGACGGACAUGUAGAGUUGGAUAACAUGAUUGGACAUUUUAACCUUUCCAAAAUGGACUGUGAACAUAUUUUUCAGUCCGUCCUUAAGUCGAAGAGCAUCCUCAGGGAAAAACUUCAGCUUCUCCAGUUAAAAAUUUGUUAA